This is a messenger RNA of Podospora pseudocomata, 674 nucleotides long. RefSeq lists its product as uncharacterized. The transcript has 3 exons. Lineage: Eukaryota; Fungi; Ascomycota; Sordariomycetes; Sordariales; Podosporaceae. The coding region runs from base 21 to 398 and encodes 125 amino acids. The record is from RefSeq and is a predicted model, not a curated record.
AACUCCAACCCAUAGACAAAAUGGUCAGCUUCAAGUCCCUCGCCACCCUCCUUGCUUUUGGCGUUCUCUCCGCCACUGCUGCCCCUGCUGGAGAUGCUCUGAACGGGAGCCAUCUUGAGGCUCGGCAGUCGCCCCGUCAGGUCUUUGCCUGCAAGGAUUGGUACUGGCAAGGACAGUGUAUCACCUGGGACAUGACCUACGCUGAAUGCAAGAACCGUCCCGCGGAGUGGAACGAUGUCAUCAGCUCAAUCAAAAGUGUUCACAAAACUGGUGUCUAUUGCGAGUGGUGGGAGCACGCCAACUGCUCUGGCGAGCGUUACGACAACCAGGAGGACGCCAAUCUUCACGAUGGCAGUGGCUUCUUCGCCGAUCGCAUCAGUUCCAUUCGCUGCUACUAAGCCCGGCAAUGAGCUAGCCAUAUAUGUGAAUGGUCGGUGACGUCGUGUGCAGUAUUGAGAGGGAAACGAGGUUUGGGGGAAGUCGAUUGACUGAUUUAUGGUAAUGGUUGGAAUGGGAAGUUUGGCACGCAGUUGGCGUCAUGUGUGACUACUUAGGUAUACAGUUUGCAAAUCCACUUUCUGUAUGUACGCUUGCUCACGCAAUUCUGCAUGUAACGAUUAGACGCAUGCUUUAAAGGAUACCUGGGUAGAGAGAAUACACUUACCAUCCGGAAA